CUGACUGCAUGUUGACAUACGUAUGUGGACUAUGUGGACAUCAUGGGUGGACUUAUGUCCCUGUAUUGAUUUAUCUGUACGCUUCUAUCCAUGCGUCUUCCCCUCCAGGUUUCCUCUGGACAACGCGGCCCUGCUGGCUCAGUGGCUGAAGGCCGUUGGUCGUCCCAACUGGCAUCCUCGGCUCGGCUCGUCCGUCUGUUCGACCCACUUCACCGAGGACUGCUUCGACCUCAGUGGGGAGAAGGUCGCCGUCCGCCCGGACGCCGUGCCCACGCUCAUGGUCCACGGCGACUCAGCGACUCCGUGCAGAGGUCCGACCCAGCCGGCUGUGGGGGAGGAGGCCUAUUUUGCCAAGUACGAUGCCGUGGAGCUCUACCUGAGCAGACACACCUAUCCUCCUGGACUGAGCUACGUAGAGAAGAACACCUUCAGGAGGUUCUGCAAGAAGUUCGCCAUCAAAGACGAGGCGCUCCACAUAGUCCGGGGAGAUCGGGUGUGUUUGGUUCUGAGGAGCAGGCAGCGAGUUGAAGCCGCCCUGCUGGAUUAUCACAACGAGCUGAACCACCUCGACGCCAACAAGUGUCUCCGACUGCUCAACGAAAGGUACUUCUGGAAAACCAUGAGGACUGAUGUGGUGCAGUGGAUCAACAGCUGCUCGCAGUGCAACAGGAAGAAGAAGAAGAACCCAGAGAACCAAACAGAACCAGAGUUUGUUCUGGAGGCGCUGAGAUCACCACAGAUACCUGAUGAUUUAGACAGCGGGAAGGAUGACGAUGGUUACAGCGAUGAUGGCGAGGAUGACGGUGGUGGGGAUGCUGAUGAAGGCAGCGGUGAUGAAGAGAGGCGGCCAGAAACGAAUUCAGAGGACAGAGUGGAGAACCCUUCGCCCCCCCAGCCCGUAACUCCCAUCAGCCCUCAGCCCAGAAUCCCCAUCCUCCUUCAUCUAAGAACUCCCAUCAACUUCCAGCCCAGCACUCCCAUAAUCCUCCAGCCGAGGAUUCCCAACGUCCCCUUUGUGGCCAGACUCUGGCCUGUCAAGAGAGGGACGCCUCCACAGUCUGAAGUCCAGAAGGAGACCAACAGCUCCGAGACUCAGCCAGAGAGACAAGUUCAGGUGAAGACACGACCUCAGGACCAGAAAGAGACCAGUGGAUCUCCGGGCAGCACCAGAACACAUCACUGUGUCAAAGUCCAGGACACAACCGAACCUCUCACAGAGUCACAUCCUCCACCCGAGCUCCCGGUAAAACACCAACCUCCACAAGCCAAGACCAAGCAACCCCCAAAUCAGGGCAGAGGACCAAAGACCCAAACCCAGAUCCACGUCCAGCGGCCGGUGAAGAGAAGGAGAGACCUGCAGGCAGCGUCCUCGGCUAAGAGGAGCUCCAGCUGUGGUCUGGAGCCCGUGGUGGCCCCGAGCUCCAAACCCUGGCCCGUCUUCACCAUCGCUGGCUCUGCCCCGGCACAGACAGCAGAACCCCUUCCUAUGAUGGACGGCUCUGCUCCCUUCCGGAGGCCCAGGAGUCUUCAGGCCCGGACGGUCAUCCAGCAGUGCAGUACAGCGAAGGUUAAGGUCAAACCAGCGCUGGACGGGGCCGACGCUCAGUGGGCCGAGAUCCAGGAGGGGAUGGUUGUGUAUGUGUGCUUCUUCCACGGAGCCACCGAGGACGUCGCUCAUGAGAUGGCCAGCAGUCUGAUGACCACCAAAUUUUUCCGAAAAGACACCGGGCACUCGGUUUCCGUUGUCGACCUCCCCGGGAGCGUUUUAUUUAUCCCCCAGGACUCCCUGCUCGGAGAGCCGGUGCCCAAGAGGAGAGUGCAGUACAAAGGGGGGUGUGAGCUGUGGUGGGGCGCCCAGCUCUUCUCCAACCUGGUGUCCACCUGCAGGGAGCUCAUGGCCGCCUCAGCGAAGUGCACGAAGGCGGGCGCCAAGGUGGAGGAGGGAGUCUACGCACAGAAACAAGAGAUCGUCCUGAACUCUGUGGAGCCGCUGACGCUCCUGCUGGAGUUCUGAGGUCGUGGGGUCGGGGAUGGCGUCCACUCAAUCUGAAUGGAGGGAAUAAUCCAGGACUGUUGGAUUUAGCCCCGUUUACACCGCAGGAACUAACUUUCCACUUUGUGAAGAAGCUUGAGGCCCUUUGGAGACGUUCAAAGCUCUGUCAGUAAAUUAGAAAGAUAAAAUAUAGUUUCCUCUGCAGUGCUGUUACAACAGAUAUUCUGUUUUCUCACCCAAAAUAUGUCCAGAAACGCUCAAAUCAGGCUGAACUGAAGCACUUUAACAUGAGAUGCACUUUAAGGAUUUAAGUCUUUUGUUGUUGAACACUCUAAAAGUUAAUCUUUUGUUCAUAUUGUUUAUACUGUAUAGUUAAAUGAGUAUUAAAUAACUAUUUAUUGUAUAUAAAAAAAAGUGUGUACAUUGCAUUCAUUGAGUUAUUGAUGACAUUACUUUCAUAAAUCAGUUGAAUUCACAUGUUCCGGGCAUGGAGGGAUGUUUUUCAAACCUGAUCCCUAAUCCUCAAUUCUGACCUCGAAACCAACCGUCUGGUUGCCCUUUUUAAGGCAAUAAUUGAUGUUAGGAGGCGUAAUCACCAGCUUUUAGUUUAGUAAUCAAUAAAUAUUAAAGGUCCCAUAUUGUAAAAAGUGAGAUUUUCAGGUCUUUUACAUUAUAAAGCAGGUUUAAGUGCUAUAUAAAUACUGUUAAACUAUCAAAAUGC
Molecule: messenger RNA, 2714 nt
Organism: Sebastes umbrosus (honeycomb rockfish)
Lineage: Eukaryota; Metazoa; Chordata; Actinopteri; Perciformes; Sebastidae
Exons: 10
Coding region: 23-2014 (663 amino acids)
Cellular component (GO): cytoplasm
Molecular function (GO): D-aminoacyl-tRNA deacylase activity
Source: RefSeq, a predicted model, not a curated record